Molecule: messenger RNA, 2974 nt
Organism: Betta splendens (Siamese fighting fish)
Lineage: Eukaryota; Metazoa; Chordata; Actinopteri; Anabantiformes; Osphronemidae
Gene: mpx
Product: myeloid-specific peroxidase
Exons: 16
Coding region: 102-2453 (783 amino acids)
Biological process (GO): response to oxidative stress
Molecular function (GO): peroxidase activity; heme binding
Source: RefSeq, a predicted model, not a curated record
UGGCUCUUUACUGACAAUGGCUUCACCUGAGCAGCCCUGAGGGGCGAGGCCUCAGGCCUCACGCUCCAUAUAAGAAGGUGUCACAACCGUGCAGACUGCAGAUGUGGACGAGCCGGAGUCCUGAUCCCCUCACGAACGCAGAGAUGCUUCUCUCUCUUUGUCUGGCGCUCGGCGUCUUCCUGGCGCCGGCUCACUCCAAACCGGCAGAACGUCUUGGCAGUCCUUUCCUUCAGCAGUGCUUUGAGGAGGCCAGGAAAACUGUGGAUGAUGCAUACAAGUACUCGAGAGAAGAGAGCCUGAGGCGAGUCCGCAGGGAACUGGUGAGGCCUCACGACACCCUCCACCUCCUGAAGCAGCCUCGAGGUGACACCCGCUCGGCCGUGAGGUCCGCAGACUACAUGGCCCAGACCCUUCGUCUGGUGCACGAGCGGGUGCACCGGGUGCACAAGCGCUCCCUGAACGCGACGGACUUGCUCACGGAGGAGGAUCUGAAGAAGCUGGCUAGUAUAACUGGAUGCGCGGCGCAAACUCGCCCUCCUCCUUGUGCCUCCACGCAGAACUUGAACAAGUAUCGCACGGCCACCAGCGUCUGCAACAACAUAAAAAACCCUCGCCUCGGCGCCUCCAACACCCCGUUCACCCGCUGGCUGCCUACGGAGUAUGAGGACGGCAUCUCCACGCCCAAAGGCUGGAACAGAACUAAACGCAUCAACAACUUCCUGAUGCCGCUGGUGAGACAGGUGUCCAACAACAUCCUGAGCACGACGGACGCGGGCGUGGUCAGCGACGGGAACUUCUCCCUCAUGGUGACGUUCUUCGGACAGUGGAACGACCACGACCUCACCUUCACGCCGUUCUCGCCCAGCAUCCGCUCCUUCAGCAACGGGGUCAACUGCGAUGAGAGCUGCGAGCAGACCGAGCCGUGCACCCCUAUCCCGAUCCCCCCCGGCGACCCCCGCCGGCCCUCCCGGCCCGACAGCUGCAUCCCGGCCUUCAGGUCGGCCCCCGCGUGCGGGACGGGCUACUCCGCCUACAACUUUGGCGGAUUGCCCAACACACGGGAGCAGAUCAACGCUCUGACCGCCUUCCUGGACCUGGGCCAGGUCUACGGCUCCGAGGAGAAGCUGGCGCUCUUCCUCCGCAACCUGAGCAGCAACGAAGGCCUGCUGCGUGUCAACACGGAGUUCCGGGACAACGGCCGCGAGCUGCUGCCCUUCCACCCGCUCCAGGUGCAGAUGUGUGCCACGCGCCGGAGAGUCACCAACGACACGAACGCCAGGGAGGUGCCCUGCUUCAUAGCAGGCGACGUGCGCGUGGACGAGAACCUCGCUCUCUUGUCCAUCCACACUCUGUUCAUGCGCGAGCACAACCGCCUGGCCCGCGAGCUGAAGAGGAUAAACCCCCACUGGGACGGCGAGACGCUCUACCAAGAGGCCCGGAAGAUCAUGGGCGCCUACACGCAGCUGUUCGUGUUCAGGGACUAUCUGCCGCACAUCGUGGGCGAUGAGGCCAUGCGCAGGCAGCUCGGCCGUUACCCCGGCUACGACCCCGACGUGGACCCCACCAUCUCCAACGUGUUCGCCACAGCCGCUUACCGCUUUGCCCACUUGGCCAUCCAGCCCUUCGUGCCCCGGCUGGACCAGAACUACAGGGAGGACCCCCAGUUCCCCAGCGUGCCCCUGUUCAUGGCCUUCUUCACCCCCUGGAGGGUCGUCUUUGAGGGCGGCAUCGACUCAGUGCUGCGCGGCUUGCUCCGCAGUCCGGCUAAGCUGAACACGCAGGACCACAUGCUGGUGGACGCUCUGAGGGAGAGGCUCUUCCAGUUUGUGCAGGCACUGACUUUGGACCUGGGCUCUCUUAACAUGCAGCGGGCUCGUGACCACGGGUUGCCAGGCUACAACGCGUGGCGCAGGUUCUGCGGCCUCUCUCAGCCCCGGAACCAGGCAGAGCUCGGACGGGUUCUGAACAACAACGACCUGGCCCGCAGGAUUCUGGAGCUCUACGGCACGCCGGCCAACAUCGACGUGUGGAUGGGAGGCGUGGCCGAGCCGUUUGUCCAGGGCGGCCGCGUGGGGCCUCUGCUGGCCUGCCUCAUCGCCACACAGUUCCAGAGGAUCCGCCAGGGCGACAGAUUGUGGUGGGAGAACACAGGAGUCUUCACCCCGAGACAGAGAACUGCUUUAGCAUCUGCCUCCCUGUCCAAGAUCGUCUGUGACAACACCGGCGUCACGACGGUCCCCACGGACGCCUUCAGCCUCUUGUCAAGCAGCAACCGCCAGGUCAACUGCCGCAACAUCCGACGCUUGGACCUGUCCGCCUGGAGGGAGAGACCGGCCUCUCAGGGCUCAGACCAGAAUGAUGCCCUUUCAAAUGACAUCAGUGAAACACAGAAUGGGAACCACGUGGAGCCCAGUAUGAGCCAACAAGGCCCGCAGAGCAACCAGAUCCUGUAGGAGAGGCCUCCUGAACAACCAGCCCAUCACCAUUAGUAUCACAUGGCCACGGUCAGGAGGCACAGCGAGAAGGGAGACACAGUGUGUGUGUGUGUGUGUGUGUGUGUGUGUGUGUGUGUGUGUGUGUGUGUGUGUGUGUGUCUGCUUUAGGAAGUGUUUACAAUACUUUGCUUUUCCUUAUUCUAGUUGCACCAGUUAUCUGUUAUUUGCACUGGACUCCUUCUUCUUUUCACCUCACCCUGCACCUGUCCGUGUUUUACAGCACAUUUAACUAAAGCAGGAAAUCAUGGUGGUAGUUUUAGCAACUAGCUUCGUGAACAUUAAAUGAACUCUGUUACAGCAGCCAUUCAAUCAGUAGCUGGUUUAAUAGCAUGUAAUUGACCAGCAAUAUUUUGAUUGAUUGAUUAUAUCUGAUUCAGCAAUGAAAUGUAAACGGACUCGAAAAUAUGUUGGCAAAACUUGUUUUAUGCUAAAUUUAGUUUUGUUUGUGUUUUUGGUCAAUAAAAAAGCAAGAAACUAAA